AUGUCAGAAACAUUUCGUAAUUGGAUAAAAAAAGACUGGGCUACUAGAAAUAUUUCCAACUUAAUAGUGGGUGUUUCCGCCUUGCUCAUUGUAGCAACAAGACUAACAAGAUAUGUUUCGCAACGUGAAAAAGAAAAAUCAUAUAUUGAUUCUUUAGAAUCGCAAGCGAAUAAAUUGCCAAUAGUAUCAUUAUUACGAUCAGAUCCAACGUUCGAAGAAGUAAGAAAUCCAUAUGAUAACGUAGCACCUGAACGUAGAUCGCAUCAUUUUACAGCCGGCACUUUACAGGGGAAGGGAAAAUAUGCAAUUAGACAUAUUGUCUUUUUUUCAACAGAAAAGAUGGAAUUAGUGGCUAUUUCUCAUAUUGGUUCUGAUAUGUGUGGUCAUGAAGGAAUUGUUCAUGCUUAUCUACACAUAAACUUUCGUAAACCAUUAGGGGCAAAUCAGUUUGUAGUGGGAAAAUGCAAAGUUACAAAACUUGAAGGCAGAAAAGGUUUUGUUGAAGGAACUUUAGAAACUUUAGAAGGGCAAACUGUUGCUGACGGAAAUGCAUUGUUUCUCAGUAAACAUGCUAAAUGCAAUGUUUUCCGUCCGCCACGUGAUGUCGACCACUUAAAAUUCUAG
Molecule: messenger RNA, 624 nt
Organism: Racocetra fulgida
Lineage: Eukaryota; Fungi; Glomeromycota; Glomeromycetes; Diversisporales; Gigasporaceae
Source: the annotation of a GenBank genome assembly